Messenger RNA from Clunio marinus, 1746 nucleotides. Lineage: Eukaryota; Metazoa; Arthropoda; Insecta; Diptera; Chironomidae. The record is from the annotation of a GenBank genome assembly.
AACAAAACAUUCGGCUUUUUAACUAAAGCUUUUGCUUAAUUCUUCAAUAAAAAAAAACUAUAAGAAUCAAGAAACUAUGAAAUGUUUCGAAAGCAUUCGUUUGUUCAGUAGCAUAACAAUUUUCAGUAAAUCAUCAGGAUUUGGAAAAUGUGGUGUUGCAGUUAUACGUGUAUCUGGGGAAAAUACUAAUAAAGCACUUAAAGCACUAACAAAUUUUGAUAACUUUAAACCUCGAUUUGCUACUCUCAAACAGAUAAAAGAUCCUGAAACAAACAUUUUAAUUGAUAAUGGUCUGAUUUUAUAUUUUAAAUCUCCAAAAUCUUUUACUGGCGAGGAUUGUUGUGAGUUUCAAGUUCACGGUGGUCCAGCUGUUAUUACUGCAAUUUUAAAUGCAUUGAGUAAAGUCGAUGGCUUGAGACCUGCACUUCCUGGUGAAUUCACAAAACGAGCGUUUUACAAUGGGAAAAUGGAUUUGACAGAAGUUGAGGGUUUAGCUGAUUUGAUUCACGCUGAGACUGAAUAUCAAAGGCGACAAGCGUUGAUACAAGCUGACGGUCAUUUAUCUAAUUUGUACAAAAAAUGGAGAACACAAUUAAUUCGUAACAUCGCACAUAUUGAAGCUUUUAUUGAUUUCUCAGAAGAUGAAAAUAUCGAAGAUGACGUUUUGGAAGUAAUGGAAAAGGAUCUUCAUUGUCUUGAAAAAGAGAUUAAACAAUAUCUAGUCGAUGGAAGGAAAGGUGAAAGACUCAGAGAUGGUGUGAAAAUGGCGAUUGUCGGUGAAACCAACGUUGGAAAGAGCAGUUUAAUGAAUGUCAUUGUGCAACGUGAUAUUUCUAUCGUGACUAACAUUGAAGGCACAACAAGAGACAUAGUUGAAUCGCAUUAUGAUAUCGGUGGAUAUCCAGUCGUAAUAGCAGACACUGCUGGACUGCGUGAGUCAAAAGAUAUCGUUGAGUCUGAAGGAAUUUUACGAGCAAAAAAGUACGCCAGCAACGCUGAUUUCAUUCUUAUUCUAAUUGAUGGAGAGAAAAUGGAAAAGUUACUUAAAGACUUUGAAAAAGAAAAUGUUGAAAAAUAUAUUAAAGAAUACAAAAAUCGACUUGGAUUGGAUGAUGGCUUUAGAGAAUGUAAACAAAUGUUAACAAUAAUUAAUAAAAUUGAUCUCGUUAGUUGUCGUAAUAAGGAAAUUCUUAAAUCUUGCAAUUUCCUUGGAAUUUCAUGUACAAAAGCAAUCAACAUUCAAGAAGCAUUAGAAGAAAUUAAAGAAAAUCUACAAAAUCUCUGUGGAAAUCCAACGUCGGAAUCACCGCUACUCAGUCAAGCACGUCAUCGACACUAUCUUCAAAAUUGUUUGAAAAGUAUUCAAGAUUUCUUGAGUAACUUUGACCAAUCGAACGAACAAGACUUUGCAAUUCUUGUACAAAGUUUGAGAAAUGCUGUAAGAUGCAUUGGACAUUUAACCGGAGAAGUAAGAACAGACGACAUUCUUGACGUAAUUUUUAAAGAUUUUUGUAUUGGAAAGUAGAAACUUUUAAAUGAAGUCAUUAGUCGAGAAGUGAUUAAAGAUAAUUGGAAAAUAACUUGCUGAAGUUUUUUUUACCCAUUUUUAAAGCUGAAGACAGCAAAUUAUGAGUUGUGAAUCGACAUGAAAAGCGAUAAAUAAUUUUUAACUUUAAGCUUGAUUUUAAUUAGUGGUCUUAAACGCAACGAAAUUGCAUAAUAAAUUAUCGUGCGCUCUUCCUUUAA